Messenger RNA from Dracunculus medinensis (Guinea worm), 873 nucleotides. The record is from the annotation of a GenBank genome assembly. NCBI's taxonomy places the organism in Eukaryota, Metazoa, Nematoda, Chromadorea, Rhabditida, Dracunculidae.
AUGAGCGGCAACGAAUGCGCCAUUAAGAGUUGUCUUCCUCGUCUCACCGAACCAGGCUUUAGGUGUUCAAGUAUGAGUAUUACUCAUCAUGCCACUGCACCACAACAACAAAAAGUAGCAACUCUGAAAAAUAUUUUGGAAAAGUACGGAAAAUGUUUAAGACGGAAGCGACCAAAACUACAGCCAGAACCAGCGCCAGAACCGGAGCCAGAGCCAAAGCCAAAACCAGCACCGCAGCCGAAACCAGCACCACAAACAAAACCAAAACCACUACCACAGCCAGAACCAGAACCAAACCGCCCAAUACCUCCACCAUCUGUUACUGAGGGAACACAACCACCAAUAAAAAAAACGACAAAACCUAUAGUGCAAGUAACAAAAACAACAAAAACAAUGAUGACGACAAAAAUAAACAGAAAAAAACCUAAUGGACCAAACUUGCCAGCCGUUAAAGAAGUGCCGAAAAUGCCGAUCGAAAAGCCUUGCAAACACGAUAAUGAGUGUAAAGAAGGCGAAAGAUGUUAUGGAAGAACCGGUGUAUGCAAAGCUCCAUCAACAAUAAUUAAACAAUGUUUUUCCCAUUCCGAUUGUCCUAAAGGACAACGAUGUGAAAAAAAUGCGAAUGGUAAAUUGGUGUGCGCAAUUCCAAAAGGUCAAGUGCAACGAAAAGAUUGCUCAAAUGAUUUUGGUUGCUCGGAGGACGAAAUAUGUGUAAACCUUGGCACUUUGACUAAAACAGACUUUCAAUGUAUCCAGAGACCAUCUGAAAUGUAUGAAAAUUGCGCCACAGAUUCGGACUGCGGAUUUUCUCAAGUAUGCUUCGGUGCAUUUCGCCGAUGUGUAAGCAGUGAGCCCAUCCAAAGAGGAAUAUAA